GCCGUAUCGGUUGAACGGCCCGGCCUGGCUGGUAUGAAUGCCCUUCAAGAAGGGCAGGCAUUUCUCGACGGUCUCACUCUGGAGCUCGGAGGUCUCCGUACACAGGGCAUCUAGGAGGCGCGGCAGCUCCUGAUACAAGGCAGGAACCCCAGGAUGGGCUUGAGGUUCAUACAUGCUGUCCUUUUUGGCAGUAGGCGCCGAUGGCUGGCGGCUACUUGUUGACACGCUAGACCUGGAGGUUUUGCUCUGGGCGAUUGCUUUUGGUGGUUGGUUGGAGGAGAAACGAACUUUGCGACGCGGCUUCCCUGCGGCGGCAAUAACGAUCGGCAUGGAAUGAAGUGGUCUACUCUUUAAUGGGCGAAGGUGAGGGAAGUGAUUGUUCUUGCUCAUGAAUGGAGAUGACAGCUGCCAUGGAUGCCGCAGAAUCCAUUGUUCUUCUCCCCGCCGCGGUCAGUUCAGACCCGGUCAGGUGGGCCCGUUUUCCCUCAAUUCAGGUUCGAGGCCACUCGAGUUGGGCGGACACGCCAACUGCGCAAAAGGAUGGUCUUAUGUCCUUUCUAGAUAUAACAUCGAGAUUACUGGAAUGUAGUGGCUGGUUCGAGGGAUGGAGGUUUCAACCCUUCAUUGCCAGGAUCUCCUGGCGUCACUGUCAGACCCCAGAACCAUGGGGGGGGGCAUCUACUGUCAGUGUCACGGUCUCGCCGACACGUUCAACUGCCGGUCCCGUGACCCUUUGUUCCUUUUUUUGCAGGCAUCUGCCAUUGCGGAAGCGGAAUAGAUCCUCGCCGUCUCUCCCACUCGGGUUAGCGGGCAUUCCGGUCGGGAGUCUUGAUCGGUCAUCCCAGUUCCUAGGCUAUCUACCGACUCCUAGUGAAGCCUCCAAGCCUCCCACUCUUUCACGCCAUGACUCGGCCAACUGCCAAGAGGGGUCGAGGGUUCCAGAACAGGUUCCCCUCCCUUCCAUUCCUGCUCUUUGUCUAAGCUUGUACUGUGGACACUGGACACUGGACGGACUCCCCAGUGAUCCGACCGAUAGCUCAGUGCCGACUCAAGCGACGGAAUCAUCCCCGAUCCAGGCAGGAUUUAAAGUUAUUGAUACUGUCCCUACACUGCCCUCGCUAAAGACUCGGGCACUGACCACCAACUGCUGCAGAUCCUCCUCCCGUAUUCAUUCACACUUCACACCCAGUCAUCCCCCGACAACAUUGCUAAUAAUAAGAUUUAUGGCUGCUGCGAUUUAAGCGCCAACGUCGUCAACCGGCGCAUCCGCUAAAUUGCUGGCUCUGAGCGAUGCGCUCAGUGCUAUGGCUUGCGGCCGCUGGCGUGGCUAGCUG
Aspergillus sclerotioniger CBS 115572 is the source of this 1334-nucleotide messenger RNA. RefSeq lists its product as uncharacterized. NCBI's taxonomy places the organism in Eukaryota, Fungi, Ascomycota, Eurotiomycetes, Eurotiales, Aspergillaceae. The transcript has 2 exons. The record is from RefSeq and is a predicted model, not a curated record. The coding region runs from base 393 to 1241 and encodes 282 amino acids.